GUUUGGCUCUCAGCCUGCCAAAGAAUUUGGGAGGAACAGAAAAGAAAGUCCUGCUUCGGCUUCCUCCUUACACUGAUUGUCAUCUGAAAACUGGCCUGGCUUGUUAAGGAUAACUUCUGCACUGGAAAUGAAAAUUACUUGUUAGCAAGUGGGGGGAGGGGGAAGGGAGAGAAUUAGAGUCACAUGAUCUUCGUAUUCAUAAACUGCUGUAUGUAUGCAAAUGUUUCUCAACAGACUGUGUUCACUUUGAACAAGCUGUGAACUCUGAACGGCAACAGUGAAUGUUGCAUUUUUAUUAGUUUGGAAAUUAAAUGUAUUUACCCUCUGCUAUUCUAAGCAUGCUAGCUUGGAAGUAAGAUCCAUUUGGAACUGUUUGUUCUCAAUCAGCAUCUUUCUGUACUGGAUCCGCUCUUACUUUGGAAAUCUCACAGGACUGCAAGAGAUUCACAGGUAACAACAUGGCUAGUGACAAGGGGCAAUACCAGGCUAUGGUUAAAGCCGAGAUGAGAGUCUGCAAAGCUCAAGAUGUGAGAGAAGAGACGGAGUUAAUCAUGGGUCCCCAUGCCAACUGGGAAGAAUAUCUGAUGCCAGCACCUCUUUCCAUUGCCGUCUUGGGGCAACUCAUCUUUAUUUCUGCUGGCCAAGGGGACUUCUCCAUCAACAGGAACCCACCUCCCCAAGGGUUUCAGUACAUCAAAUACCCAGAGUCCUUCAGGGCCUGCUUAUGUCAAGUGAGCAACGAAGGCUGGCAUGCCUUCAACGAAGCCCACAUCAGCAUGAACCAGAUUCGACUGCUCACUUUAAAAAUCCCAGAAAAAAUAAAAUUUGUUGUUCAAACUCUUCUCCAGGAGCUGGAGGUAGUCAAAAUCAUGCUUCCGGGACAAUUAGAGAGCAUGAAAUCCAUAGCUGAGAAGUGCAAAGCUCUUGCUUUUACUGUGAAGGAAAAAUACGCCAACGUUAUCGCCUUGAUCCAAGAACUCUUAGAGGCUUGUACCAAUGCCGAACAAGGUUACAAAAAAGACCUGGAAGAGAUAAGCAUUGUGUUGAAGCAGGCAAAAAUUAAAGAGAAUGAUACGAGAAAGACUGUGGAAUUGGCAGAGCAAUACCACAGUCAAGUGAAACAGCAAAUCAUGGAUUCGUUCAAAGAGUACAAGAAAGCCAUUAAAAAAAUCCCGGCAGGAUGGGAAGCCGUAGGCAUGAGUAUUGUGGAGAACAUGGGGAAUGCACUUGGCAGUUUAGAAAUUGGUAUUACCAGCCUUUUCUCUGUUAAAUUUGGGGAAAAAAUGAAAAUCAGUGUCUCAAGUGGACCUGAGACACCUAACUAUGAGUACUCGUUAGCAGCUCUAAAAAUCAGUGUGCAUUCAGAAACAAUUCUGACCUACGCAGUGGGGCUCAGGGAACUGGGUGACAAGCAGGCAGGCCUUAAUAUGGACAAAGUUUACAACCCGAAAACAAUGGAGGUCAAAACCAACUGGGUGAAAAAUGCUUUCCUAGAUUUGAAGAGGAAGAUGAAAGGGGAGAAAAAAUGCCCACCCAGAAAGAAAGCUGUAAAGAUUUGUAAACUGGGGAUACGUAUUUGUGAGCAGCUGGAGCAAAUGGCUACAUCCUCCAAGAAAGGAGUGGAAGAAGAGAGAGCUCUCAUCGGUGAAUUAGAAGAACUUUACCAACGAGCCUCUGAAUUUGACUCCUAUAGUAAAGGCAUCCUUGGAGCUCCUGCCUUUGCUCCAAAGCCGCCCCAUGUGGCUAAAUACCAAGAACAGUCAACAGAAGAAUCCAUUGGAGUCAGGAAUGCACAUCUGAAAGUUGAGCAGAGCCGGGAAAUGCUCAAGGCCGCCCAAGAGGAAUAUCAGAAGAGCUUCAACAAUCUCAAGAGGGAAAGGCAAGAGCUGGCAAAUAUUUUGGGCUCAAUGGAGGAGUGCAACGUGAAAGAAAUCAAUUUUCAAGAGGCCCUUAAGAUGCUGUCUGAAGGGCUGAAAGCGAUGGGGAAGGUGAAGACCCAAUGGGAGAAGAUGGUUAUGUUCUUCCAAACUAUCUCUGAUGUCAUUGAUGCCCGCCUAAGCCAAGACAUUGAUGACCUUAUAACAUCUGCUUCAGGUUCUGCUGAACUGAGGAUUAAGGGGUAUUCAUUCACUGCCCUUGAGAUGGAUAUGCUAUACAGCCAGGUAUUCAGUGCUUCCAAUGUGGCCCAUCUGGUGCACACCAUUGCCACAACGUACACUGAAGUGUCUGAGAAACACUUGAUGAAUCGUAUCAGCAGCCUGGGAAGGCUUAUCACAUUGAAACCUUCAGACCCAGAUUUUGAUUUUGAGCGCCAGGCUUUGAUGAGAGGUUGCAAGGAAGCCAGUGAGGCCAUCUGCAACAUGGUGAAAGAGAACAAGGAAGCAUUUGAUAGUAAAGUAGAUGCUAGAAUGAGGAAUAUCGACAAAGAGCUAAAGGCUCUGCUUCCCCCUAUAAGUAGGGAAGUCGAGGAGAUGGUUGGAAAUGCAGUGCGCCAUGGGAUAAAAGAGAUGACCACAUGGGAGGAAGACCAGUUUGCUUAGACUGACUCAUCUAACAUAACACAGUAGCCCUGUUCAGUUGUUACGAUCUUGGUGCUCCAGCCUCACACAGCAGGGGCUCAACUCACCAUCCUCCUGAUGUGUGUGAUUGCCAUUGUGUGUGAAUCGUGUAAUGCAUGUAUUUUUCAGCUUUGUUUUGUAUGAUUGGAAGCCAGUUUUUUAAAGGUCUGUGUCUGUGCAUAACAAAAGUGGAAAAUACACACAUGGCAUUCUCACAAAAUGUCAGUGGGGCAUAUCAAGAAGACUGCGGAAAAAGCUGAAAUCACAAUGACUAAACAGGCUAGUAUACACAGUCAAUAUCCAACAGAAUAUGAUGCCUUUCCUGUUUUUAUUUCCUUGCUUGAUAUUAUCUUUUGAAUGACAGGAAUAUAUCUGACUAAAAAUAAAUUUCUCUAGCCUUGCUGUAGAAAAUGGAGGCCAUGCUCCAAAGAAAUAAUUUGUGAGUAAAUAAAGGCAUUCCAUGAAUGACUGCCAUGUCCUUCAUAGCUUUCUGUGAGGAAGUUCUCCUUGAGAAGGAAGCUUUUAGUAGUUUUAAAACAACAGCUUGUCUCUUCAGGAGUAACAGCUGCUUCAGAGAAAACCUCAAAAGGGUUUCAACUGCGUAUCCACUAUAAUUUCCUUGGGUUGUUUCAUAACGUUGUGUUCCUUUUCAAGCCCUUUCUACUAGAAAGAAAGGCUGAGCGCACAGCUGAGUGCAUGUAGGAUACAAUCCAAUUUGCACACAAGGAAUUGUACCCUGCUGUGUGUAGUGCUGCAGACGCAGCCAGAAUUAUCAGGAAACACUUGGUGGUCUUCACUAAAAAGAUUAUGGACGAUUCAGGCUUUUAGAGGCCUGAAUCAAGUCUGGCCUGGUCAGUUAAACACUGGGAUAGGCCAGACAGAGAAAUUAAGAAACCCAGAAUGCCACAGCUUUUCAGAGGGACAAAGAGCAAAAGAGCUACAUAGAAAUACCAUAACUUAUAUCAAUAGAUACAAUUUGUGUGGGAGUCCGAGAGCAAGAAACAUCUGAGAAUGGCAGGGAUGUCCGAUAAUGAUAGAAUAGUUCAACAAUAGAGAUUACUGGUAGAGGGCCAACAGAUAAUCAUAUAUAUGAGACACUUAUAAUCAUUCUUUUUUAUAUUCUUUAUUAGGAUAAAAAGUAGAGAUAAUGUACUAACACAGAAUUUAUAUAUUUUAAGAAGAAAUUUGCUAAUUUUGUAUUGUGUUUGAAAUGAUAAGAAAAGUAGCUAGCCUAAAGUUGCCAACUGUCCAAGAGAAAAACGUCCUGUUCGUUUAGCAGAGGCUUAAUGUGUGGCAAUAGGAAGGUAACAUUAGCUGGUAAAUAACAUCCCAUUAAGCUUCUGUUAAAGGGGCAGGACAUUUUUUCUCAGAUUGUUGGCAACCCUCGGUAUAGCCAAGAAUGUGCUUCCUUAUUAAGUGAGACGGCUAUUUUUGGAAGAUGAUUUUGUCCUAUAAAUAUGGGAGUCUGAACUGAUUAUCAGCUCUUCUUUAAAG
Eublepharis macularius is the source of this 4052-nucleotide messenger RNA. RefSeq lists its product as uncharacterized. The transcript is spliced from 2 exons. NCBI's taxonomy places the organism in Eukaryota, Metazoa, Chordata, Lepidosauria, Squamata, Eublepharidae. The record is from RefSeq and is a predicted model, not a curated record. Bases 459 to 2540 code for a protein of 693 amino acids.